Molecule: messenger RNA, 1687 nt
Organism: Solanum dulcamara
Lineage: Eukaryota; Viridiplantae; Streptophyta; Magnoliopsida; Solanales; Solanaceae
Product: probable flavin-containing monooxygenase 1
Exons: 5
Coding region: 1-1569 (522 amino acids)
Molecular function (GO): N,N-dimethylaniline monooxygenase activity; flavin adenine dinucleotide binding; NADP binding
Source: RefSeq, a predicted model, not a curated record
AUGGAGGAGAAAAGAGUAGCAAUUAUUGGAGCUGGAAUUAGUGGUCUUUUAGCAUGCAAAUAUACACUAGAAAAAGGUUUAAUUCCAAUAGUUUUUGAAGCUUCAAAUGCAAUUGGUGGAGUUUGGACACAAACAAUUGAAUCAACAAGGUUACAAAGUCCAAAAAGGACAUUUGAAUUCACUGAUUUUCCAUGGCCUAAAAGUGUUAGAGGAAGGUACCCUCAUAACAUGGAAGUAUUGAAGUAUGUUGAGGAUUAUGCAAAACAUUUUGGGCUAAUGGGAUAUAUCCAAUUGAAUAAUAAAGUUAUUGGGAUUAAUUAUGUUGGAGUUUGUGUUGAAGAAAUGGAUUCUUGGGAGUUUUGGAGUGGAAAUGGAAAACCAUUUGGCUCUGAGGGGAAAUGGCAAAUCUUAGUGCAACAUGAGGACUUCACCACUCAGGAAUAUGAAGUUGAGUUUUUAAUUUUAUGCAUCGGAAGAUAUAGUGGUUUAGCAAAUAUGCCGGAGUUCCCUCUCCGUGAAGGACCGGACGUUUUCGCCGGAAAAGUGAUGCAUUCCAUGGAGUACUCAGCCAUGGACAAUGAAAGUGCUAGAGAACUAAUUAAAGGAAAGAGAAUUGCCGUUAUUGGUUCUCAAAAAUCAGCUAUAGAUAUCGCAGCUGAAUGCGCAAAUGUUAAUGGUCCAGAAAUUCCUUGUACAUUGGUACAAAGGACAAUAGCAUGGACACUUCCAAGUGGAUGUUUUUGGUGGGGAAUUAAUCUUGGAUUUUUAUAUGGUAGUCGAUUUUCAGAGCUUUUGGUUCACAAGCCUGGCCAAAACGUUAUAUAUAGUGUGGUCGCCUCCCUACUUGCUCCUCUGAGAUGGGGGUUCUCAAAAUUUGUGGAGAGUUAUCUUACAUGGAACUUGCCAUUGAAGAAAUACAACAUGGUACCAAAACAUAGCUUUCUUCAAGACGUGUCUUCUUGCAAGUCCCUUUUAUUGCCUGAUAAUUUCUAUGGAAAAGUUGAAGAAGGCAGCAUUGUUCUCAAGAAAAUACAAUAUUUUUCUUUCGUCAAACAAGGGUUGAUUCUUGAUGAAGAAGUUGAUAAGCCAAUAGUAGCUGACCUUGUUAUCUUUGCUACUGGAUAUAAAGGUCAAGAAAAGUUGAAGAAUAUGUUUUCCUCAAAAAAAUUUCAGAAUCACAUAAUGGGAUCACCAAACUCAUUUUUUCCUCUUUACAGGCACAUAAUACAUCCAAGAAUACCAAACCUAGCAAUAAUUGGAUACUCAGGAAGCAUAACAAAUCUCCACACAUCUGAGAUGAGGUGUCAAUGGCUAGCACAUUUUCUUGACCAAACAUUCAAGUUGCCAAACAUAAAAGAGAUGGAAAAAGAGAUUCAAAAGUGGGAAGAUUACAUGAAAACAUAUGCUGGAAAAGAGUACAAAAGGGGCUGUAUUGCAGCACUACACAUAUGGUACAAUGAUCAAUUGUGCAAGGACAUUGGAUGCAACAAUAGAAGAAAGAAGAGUUUCUAUGAUGAAUGGUUUCAACCAUACUUGCAAUCAGAUUAUGUUAGGCUAACUCCAAAUUAAUUAGUCUUAUUAAGUAUUUCAUAUAUUUUCCUGCGACUAGAAAGUUACUUUUUUUGUAGUAAGACGUUUUCUAUUGUUUGGUUGUCUGAAAAUAUUUUUCAUCAGAUAGGGAAAUGAC